AAGGAGCCUUUGGGGAGAGUGGCUGUAAUUGGGAGAGUUUUAAAGUGACAACUCGGUGUACCCGAUUGGACGUCGUUGGGACGAGAGAAGGAAAACUGGUCGAGACCUCUUUGAGAAUUUCCCUAUUGUCCUAGUGCAUAAGGAUUUGUGCAUCUGUGCUUCGAGGGAUUUCGUUCGAAGUAAUGAGAUGAAUAAGACAAGAUAUCCAAGAGACGCUUGCUGUAAAUUGAUUGCCGCUUCUCCAGCGCUUUCCCCACUCUUUGGGAUGUCUGAGCAUCUUUUUAUGAGUAGUCUCAUACACAAAUCCAGUUCUUCAUAGCAUCUUCCCAGUCUCAAGAUUGCUUGAACGAGUUCCAUUGAAAACGAUCACGAUUGUUUGUUUGAAAACAGAGUGGUGGAGUGGAGCCCAGGAUUUUGCAUGCGAUUUGAAAUGAUCCAUGGGACGUAGAGGUUAGUGAUCCCAGUGUCUGGAGCCCCCUUCCACCAGGAUCGAUGAACUCUUCGAUCUUAUUUCGACAUUUCUUGAAGAAAAAAAGAUUCUGGACGGAUUCGCAAAGUGAUUGAGAGGGCGGAAGUGAUCUUCAACUCAACGUGAACCCUCUCGAGCCAAACCAAGCACUUGAAGACCAAGGGGAAAAAAAGGACAGCAAACGGCAGGCGGCGAAAAGGGGAGGAGGAAAAAAACAGCCUUUUUUAACUGGGGACAGGAGAUCCUCUCCUUCCACGGUGGCAAAGUCGCCUUUCAUUGCGAUAUUCCACUCCAGAGUUGGCGCUGUCGCCUUGGAGACUUCCAACGAUCCUCAGUUUGGCCUUUUUUGGCCUCUCCUCGCCUUCCCUGGAGAUCGUCCUGGAUGGAUCGAACAGGAAAUUGACGCUCUGUAGCCAUUUGAUUGAUUCUUUGUUGUCAUCACUCCAAUACAAGUUAUCAGAGUGUCUCCCCGUUGGCUGCGGCCUUUGAUUGUUCGCUCGCAGGCUUUAUUGAAAGGCCAAGACACACAAGGAAAAUCCAAUUGGGAGCCGAGGGUCGAUUCCAAAUUUGAACAAGAACAACAAGAACAAACAGGUGAUCUUGUUCUGUUCCCUCAUCAGUCUCACCAUGGCCUUGAUUCAUCGUGGUUGGCAAUUUCUCAUCACCUUCGCUCUCAUUUGGGGAACCUCUGUUAAUUCGUCAAAUGGCCGAUUUGUCAACGAUGACGGAUCCACUAAUACGGGCACAAACAACUCUGAGGGUGACGAGGAUCAAUCGGAAUUAGGAUAUCAUCCGUUCAUCAACCCACUCCUUUCACCACGUGUAGUCGGAGUGUUAGGCAAAGAAGUUCGUUUGAAUUGUCAUGUGACUGACAUUGGCAAUAAUACGAUAUCUUGGAUAAGACAUAGAGAUACCCAUCUCCUAAGUGUGGGUCGAUAUACCUAUACCACAGAUUUUCGUUUUUCCGCCCAACAUCUGCCCAUGACACAUUACUGGCAACUUCGGAUCAUGAAUGUAACUUAUGAGGAUCAAGGGCUCUAUGAAUGUCAAUUGUCUACAACACCCAUUCGAUCACAUGUCAUUGACCUCAAAGUAGUAGAACCUCAGACGGACAUCUUGGGCGGUCCGGAUAUGCACGUAGAUCGUGGCUCAACCAUUAAUUUGACAUGCAUUGCCAAAUUCAGUCCAGCUCCUCCUCCCGAUGUAGAAUGGUAUCACAAUGGACAGGUGAUUUCCUAUGAUUCUCCUCGUGGAGGUGUAAGUGUGGUAACAGAAAAAGGCGAAAGCACAUCCAGUCAUUUACUCAUUCAAAGGGCAACUGCCAAAGACUCGGGACAAUACAAGUGUGUUCCCGAAAACACGGUGGAAGCGGCCAUCACUCUUCAUAUUCUAAAAGGGAAGAAUCCGGACGCUUGGCAAACUUCAGGAGGAAGCGCAUUGACAUCCCGAUCCUCCGACUCACACUCUUCAACGCCUUCCACUUUGGAGCAGCUGACUCCACUCCUGAUCCUGGAAUUCAUGCUGGAAAAGCUGAUCAACUUACUCUCGUCUAGUUAAUCCCCGGAGAUCUUGUCCAUUGUUCCAUCAACUCGACGAGGAGGAAAAUGAACAAGUUCAACGGGGCUUGGGAACUGCUUACUCUCUUUUGAGCGACGAUCCAAAUCGUUUUUGGUUUGCUUCAACGGACCUUUUGGGUGUUUCAAAUCAUAUAUAAAAUACGAACUACCGUCGAUGUUGCUAUGAAACAGAAGAAAAUGCAAGGACCAUGUUCUACUUUGUAAAAAAUGGGACGUUUGAAGGUUCAUAAUAAAACCCGCAGAU
This is a messenger RNA of Tigriopus californicus, 2290 nucleotides long. Its product is annotated as zwei Ig domain protein zig-8-like. The transcript has 7 exons. Gene Ontology annotation, biological process: synapse organization. Lineage: Eukaryota; Metazoa; Arthropoda; Copepoda; Harpacticoida; Harpacticidae. The coding region runs from base 1097 to 2026 and encodes 309 amino acids. The record is from RefSeq and is a predicted model, not a curated record. Gene Ontology annotation, cellular component: neuron projection membrane.